Phascolarctos cinereus (koala) is the source of this 3802-nucleotide messenger RNA. It is a transcript of the gene QPCTL, whose product is annotated as glutaminyl-peptide cyclotransferase like. Lineage: Eukaryota; Metazoa; Chordata; Mammalia; Diprotodontia; Phascolarctidae. Gene Ontology annotation, molecular function: zinc ion binding; glutaminyl-peptide cyclotransferase activity. The record is from RefSeq and is a predicted model, not a curated record.
GUCAUGCCCAUUGGGGGAGUGUCCAAUCGUCCACAGGCAGGAUGGGGGUGGCAAGUGCCGGGUUCCCUUGACGAUUUCGGUGGGCGUGGCUUCUGAGGUGCCAAUCCUGCCGCCGAAGGAGGCGGAAGGGGCCGUGCGCCCGUAUGCCUGGGUCGGGGCCUCCCAUUGGUCGCGAUCGCUACUCAGCCGAAGUUCAUUGGCCGGGUUAUUUCCGGAGGGGCGUGGCGCGGCGGGCACACCUCGGCUUCCCGGGCCGCAGAGGCUGCUCUGCAGGUCCCGGGCCAUGCGGAAAGUCAGCGGAGGGGCCCACGGGGGCGGCGGGGGGCGAGCCCGGCGGCGGAGCGGGGAGCGCGAUCCGCCCCAGGCGUCCCAGACCCGGCCCCUGCUCCGGCGCCGGCUGCUCUGGCCGCCGCUGCCGCUGCCGCUGCUGCUGGUGGCACUGGCCGUGGGCACCGGGCUCUACGUGGCCUGGGCGCCGGGGGGAGGGGGAGGAGAGAGGGGAGGAGGGGAGAAAAAGGGAGGAGGAGUCGGAGAAGCAGAGACGUACCGGAGGAGGAGCAGCGGCGGCAGCCCCGAGCGGCAGUCCCAAUCCCGGCAGGCCCGAAGCCUCCCUGAAGCCCACCUUCGGGCACUGUUAGAACAACUGGACCCCCAGCGCCUCUGGGGCAAGUACCUUCAGCCCCUACUGGUUGAAAGGCCACCAGGCAGUCCUGGGAACUUGAAGGUCCGAAAGUUCUUGGAGGAUGAGCUCCGGGCUCUAGGCGCUGGCUGGCAGGUGGAGGUGGACGCCUUCUCAGCCCCGACCCCACUAGGGCCUGUGGCCUUCGCCAAUGUGGUGGCCACACUGUCCCCAGAAGCCCCCUACCGCUUGACCCUGGCCUGCCACUUGGAUUCCAAGCUCUUCCCUCCAGGUGCACCCCCUUUCCUGGGUGCCACAGACUCUGCUGUGCCCUGUGCUCUGCUGCUUGAGCUCGUCCGUGCCCUUGACCCUCAGCUUGGCCGUUUUAAGGACCGGGGGGCUCCUGUGACCCUUCAGCUCCUUUUCCUGGAUGGAGAAGAGGCCUUGAAGGAGUGGGGGCCAGAAGACUCUCUCUAUGGGGCCCGGCACUUGGCCCAGCGCAUGGAGCAGACACCCCAUGACUUUGGCAUCUCAGAGAUUCAGGCAAUUGAAAUAUUUGUCCUCCUGGACCUGCUGGGAGCCCGUGACCCCAUCAUUAAAAGUCACUUCCCCAACACAGCCCCCUGGUUCCGGCAGCUUAGCUCAAUAGAGAAGCGGCUUCACCGGCUGGGGCUUCUGGCAUCCCAUCCUUGGGAGGUGAUGUAUUUCCAGCCAGGACCACCCUAUGGGGCCGUGGAUGACGACCACACCCCCUUCCUGCGAAGAGGCGUGCCCAUUCUGCACCUCAUCCCCACACCCUUCCCUGCCGUCUGGCACACCCCAGCUGACACUGAGGCCAACCUGCAUCCGCCCACAGUGCACAACCUCAGUCGCAUCCUUGCCAUCUUCCUGGCUGAGUACCUGGGCCUGCUCUAGCCCCUGGACAACGGGCUCCUUUCCUGGCCCCAGGGCCAAGCCAGUUCUGAGCUCCUGCCCCAGCGGGGACCCCACAGACACAUGAUAGCGGUGGAGGAACAGCCAGACUGUGACCCUCAGGGAUCGAUUACACAAAUGUGCUACUGUGAGAAAAUUCCUCCUCGUAUCUCUGGCUUUGUUCAUUUGGUCUGAGGGGCCUGUCCUCAGAGAGCUGCCAGGCUGAGAAGGGCAAGCCACCACUUAUUAAGCACCUACUGUGUGCCUGGCUCUGUGCUAGGGACUGGGAUACAAGGAUGGGAAAGGAAAAAUCCUAGAGAACUUACUGUCUUUGCUAGUAAACAGAGAAGUAAAUACUGGGUCGUUUGGAGAAGGGGAGCAGCAGCCGUGACCCCUGAGCUGAGCCUCCCAGGAAGGGAAGGAGGCUGUUCACUGGGUAGAUGGAGGCACACUGGUCAAGGUUCUGGACUUGGAGUCAGGAAGCCCUGAGUUCAAAUGCUGACUCACACAUACACACACACACACACACACACACACACGUGUGACCCAGAUUUCUCUGGGCCUCAGUUUUCUCAUCUGUAAAGUAAUGACGAUAAUAUCUUCAUAUGAAAGUCUUCCAUUCCAUCCCCCACCCCAGCUGCUGUGGAGAUCACAGGAGGUGACCUAUGUACAAAUGUAGAGUGCUAACCACUACCUAUCACAAUUAUGAUUUACUUUAGCCAAGCUGUAUUAAGCGCCUACUGUGUGUACCUAGCUCAGAACAGGCACUUAGUAGGCACCUACAGGGUCAUUAGGAUGCUCAGACAGCUAUGAUCUUAUUCGGUCCUCAUCACAGCUCAGCUGUGACUAUGAGCAAACUGAGGCCCGGAGGCUUUGACUGUGAACAAUUCCUAGCAUCCUAGCUCCUGGAAGCAUCUGUAAUAGGCACAGUUUCUCUUUUUUUGCUUUUUGGUGAGGCCAUAGGGGUUAAGUGACUUGCUCAGGGUCACACAGCUUGUAAGUGUCAAGUUCCUGAGGCCUCCAAGGCCGAUGCUCAAUCCACUGCACCACCUAGCUGUCCCCUAGGCACAGUUUCUCUCAGGAACCUAUGGGGGAAUCAGCCGAUCCCCUCCUGCGCUGACCUGCUCCCAGAGGUCUCUGGCCACAGAGGGAUGGGGCUCCUGCCGCCCCUUAGUGCAUGGUCAGCUGGGCAUCCCUGGCGGCCGGCCCUCUGGUGCCCAGCAGCCUGGGAGCCUUGUCCCUGAAGGUGAGAUGCAUAGAGGCUACUUGCCCGGUCAGGCCUGGCUGAGCCUGCCAUCCCCUAGGGAGAAGCCCAGGGUCCCCUCUGGGUCAGGAUGGCAGCAGCUGUGGGCAGGGUGUCUCCUUUGUGGCAGGCUCCUUAGAGAGGAGGGCAGUCUUUAUCCAGCCCCGAAAUGUGUUCACCUGUGAGCCUCAAGACACCCUGUAAGGGGUCCGUUUCCAUUUGACAGGGAAGAGUGGUGGAGGGACCUGCCCACGAUCAUUUGGCCGGCCUCCAGAGAUUGCUGCUCUGGUUCAGGCCUCGCAGGAUGAUCAGUGUCACAACAGCCUCCUCCUUCAUUUCCCUGCCUCCACUUUCUCCCCUCUCCAGUGCAUCCUACGCCCAGCUGCCAAAACCAUCUUCACUCUCUUGUUCCAGAAGCUUCUGUGGCUCCCUAUUACCCGCCAGGAUCAAGCAGCUGGCUUCAGCCUGCCUUUCCAGUCACACUGGCUUUUUGCCAUUUGCUGACCUAGCCUUCCAUUUUCCAACUCUGUGCCUCCUUGCCUGCCUGGAAUGCCCUCUCCUGUCCAAUCCCCGGCUUCCUUCCAGGCUUAGCUCCUUUCCUGACCCCGGCAUUCUGCAGAUUCCUUCCGCUGUGUUGUCUCGCUGGGCCCCACAGAAGAGCCCUGGGAGACGGGGACUGUUGUGCUUCCAUUUCACAGAUGAGGAAACUGAGGCACACAGCAGCUUAACAAGUGUCUGCUGUAGGAUUCGAACCCAGGCUAUCAGUGCUCCCUUCCUCCUCCUUAAAUGGGCCUGAACAUACUUAGGUGUUGGCAAGUUGUCAUAUAGAGUGUAAGCUCUGGGAGGGCAGAACCGAGUCUCCAUUUUUUGUCGUUGUAUUCCCUGCACAGAGGGCCUUAAUAAAUGCUUGGAAGUGUCUGAGGCAGGACCGAGCCUACACUGCCUCUCCUUAGCAAGUGCAACAGAAGAAGGGCAGGCCUUCGACACCUGGGUGGGAUAAAAUACAUAUGUUGUUUUGAAUUAGUAAA